AUGGCUAAUGCAGCGGCAGAAUUAUUGUGGUUACGACAAUUGUUGGAUGAUCUAGAUAUUCCUGUCAAACCACCAUUGCUCUACUGUGACAACAUUGGGGCCACGUACCUUGCUGCCAACCCUCUGUUUCAUGCACGCACCAAACACAUAGAGAUUGACUAUCACUUUGUUCGAGAACAAGUAGCAUCAAAUCGUCUAUGUGUCUGUUUUGUGCCAAGCAAUGAUCAGAUAGCCGAUGUUCUGACGAAGGGCUUACCAGCGCCACGGUUUAGAGUACUAAGGGACAAGCUCACCGUGACCAAGAGACCGUUUCGCUUGAGGGGGCGUGUAACGGAACAUUCAAAUCUUCAAAAUUUGAAUUCUCCGUUGAAGGAGUCAAGAGCUGUUCCAACGGUUGUGGAUAAAGCUAUCCCUACAAGUGCAUCCUCACCUGCUGUUCCGGCAAAUGUUGGAAGUAUAGAUUGGUUGGGUAAUGGACCAGCACAAGUGCCCGGUGGUUCUGCUCUUGGGUCAUCGCAACCUUCAUGCAGACCAUGGGAAAGAGGGGAUUUGCUUAGGCGUUUGUCUACAUUCAAACGUUCAAAUUGGCUUGGAAAACCCAAGGUUGCUAAUUCAUUGGCCUGUGCCCGAAGAGGCUGGGUGAAUGUUGAUUCUGAUAAGAUUGAUUAUGAGUCAUGUGGAGCAAGCCUGAGUUUUGUUUUAUUGGCAUCCUGGACACCCUCUGAAAUUGAUGAUGCCGGUGAAACCUUUGCCAAGCAACUUGAUACUGGGCACAAAGUCAGUUGUCCUUGGAGAGGAAAUGGUUGUGCAGAAAGUUUGGUGCAGUUUCCUCCAACUCCUCCAAGAGCACUUGUUGGUGGUUAUAAGGAUCGAUGUGAUGGACUCCUGCAGUUUCUUUCUCUUCCUGUUGUAGCUGCAUCUGCAAUUGAUCAGAUGAGGGCAUCACAAGGCCCACAAAUUGAUCGUUUUCUAUCCCAGUUGCAAAUUUUUACUGCUGGAGAAUUGGGUUUUAAAGCGGAGAGCAUUGCAGGAGCAGAAUCCUUGCGAGACGAGGCAUUGUGUGAAUAUUCUCAUGCACAGAAGUUGAUUAGUCUUUGUGGAUGGGAGCCUAGAUGGCUUCUGAAUGUACAAGACUGUGAAGAGCAUUCUGCUCAAUCAGCUAGAAAUGGAUGCUCUUUUGGCGCCACCAGGGACCAAACUUAUCCUUCACAGGGUCCUGGACCAAGCAAGAAUGCAAUUUCUGCUUCAGCUAAAAAGGAGACUGGAAAGAAAAAGAUGUCUGUGCCAGAAUCUCAAUGUGAAUCUAGGUCACCUUUGUUAGAUUGUAGCUUAUGUGGUGCUACUGUCAGAAUCUGGGAUUUCGUAACUGUACCUCGCCCUGCUCGUUUUUCUCCCAACAACAUUGAAAUUCCUGAAACAAGCAAAAAAAUGGCGUUGACACGUGGAGUAAGUGCAGCAAGUGGAAUUAGCGGAUGGGUUGCUGCUGAUGGUGUGGAGAAAGAACAGACUGAGGGUCGUGAUGAAGCAGCAACAACAGAUGAGGGGAAAUCACUGUCAAAUGCUGGUGUCGAUUUAAAUCUUACCAUGGCUGGAGGGUUGCCAUCUACGCAGUUGGGCAUUUCAUCAAUGCCUCAAAGAUUUCAGGAAGCAGAUAUGGGAAGGGAUCUAAUGAUUGGACAACCUGCAGGUAGUGAAGUUGGUGAUCGUGCAGCUUCAUAUGAGUCACGUGGCCCAAGCACUCGGAAACGGAGCUUGGAGGAAGGUGGGAGCACAGUUGACAGGCCGCAUUUAAGGGUGCAACAGGCUGAUAGCAUGGAAGGAACUGUCAUAGACCGUGAUGGUGAUGAAGUUGAUGAUAGUAGACAGUAUUCAGCUGGACCUUCUAAGCGUGUACGGGACUUCGACAUCUUUGAUACGCACCAUUCCUCACAUAGUAAACGUUCGUCUGGUGCUGGUCCUAGUCAUUGGAUGGGGUUUGACUUAGAUGCUGAUGUCAACAGGAUUGAUGCAUUACAACGAGUAAAUGAGCAUGCCAUUGGUCGCACAUCUACUAAAGACUCGGCACGUGCAUCCUCUGUUGUUGCUAUGGAUACGAUUUGUCAUAGUGCAGAUGGAGAUUCUAUGGAAAGUGUUGAAAAUUAUCCUGGUGAUGUUGAUGAUGUUCCAUCCCCAAGUACAUACAAGACUCCAGACACGAAUGAUGCAUCGGAGUUGAACUAUAGCAAUCAAGCACAACAAAGCUCUUGUUUCCAACCGACUGCUGAAAGACUUGCUGGAGAAAUGGGUGAUAGUAGCACAAAUGACGGUGAAGAAAUAUUAAACACAGAGACUGUAACUGCUCAUGCUAGGGAUGGGUUUAGCUUUGGCAUAAGUGGAGGAAGUGUUGGUAUGGGUGCUAGUCAUGAAGCUGAAAUUCAUGGGACUGAUGUUUCUGUCCAUAGACAGGGGAGUGUUGUUGGUGAUGCUGAACCGAUAGCUGAAGUCACAGAAAAUCAGGGCCAAACAAGUGAAUCUGCUCCAGAUCCUGGGUUGAUGGAUGAGUUUGUUCCUGGGGAAAUGGAGAGGGAGGAUCCUUAUGGGGACAGUCAAGAGAUGAUGUCCCGAUCUGUAGGAAGGGCAGGUAGUGGCUCAAAAAUUGAUGGUUCAGCCAAGGCUGAAUCUGUUGAAAGUGGUGAGAAGAUUAGUCAAAGUCACCUUGUGGCCCCAGAGACCAGUGCUCAUCGUUCUCUUUCUUGCAAUGCUGUUGUAUAUUCGGGUUAUGAAGCAUCUAAGGGAGAAGUGACGCAGGCUUGCAAGGCAUCACUGGCUGAUGACUGCACAUACCUUGAAUCAAACUAUGUUGCUACAAAUGGGAUAGGGCCUCCAAAUGGGGAAAACAACUAUGAAGAAGCUGUAGAAUUUGAUCCAAUUAAGCAUCAUAAUCAUUUCUGCCCUUGGGUGAAUGGAAAUGUAGCUGCUGCUGGUUGUUCCAGUGAUGGUUCCAGUUCUAGUGCUGUUGCUGUAGCCCUUUGUGGGUGGGAACUAACUUUAGAUGCCUUGGAUGCCUUUCAUUCACUAGGCCAUGUACCAAUCCAAACGGUGCAAUCAGAGUCUGCAGCGUCUCUGUACAAGGAUGAUCACCUUACUCCUGGCCAAAAGCUUGUGGCACGCCAUUCUGUAAGCAAGGGCCACGGACAGCACUGAGAAUGGACCUUAACAACAAAGGAGUGACAUAUUGCGGCCCAAAUGAUAAGCAGUCAGGUUCCAAGUUGGGAUGGCAUAACACUAUUGCAGCUUUCCUCCAGGGGAAAAAAAAAUGAAGCCUGAUAUAUGAAGUCAGGCUUCUGAAAAAUGUUGGAUGCUUUUAAACAACCUUUAACUUACAAUGGGAUAUAGAAUACUUAUUUUUUCUAUUUCUUCCACAUCCAUUAGGAUCGGUGAUUGUACUGCAUUAUUGACAGCCAGUAACUUAGAUCUGUUGAGAUUAAAAUUAUUGUGCUUGGUUACAGGAGUUAAUGGUUAAAGUUAAGUG
Messenger RNA from Telopea speciosissima, 3511 nucleotides. RefSeq lists its product as uncharacterized. Gene Ontology annotation, molecular function: zinc ion binding. The record is from RefSeq and is a predicted model, not a curated record. The transcript is spliced from 9 exons. Lineage: Eukaryota; Viridiplantae; Streptophyta; Magnoliopsida; Proteales; Proteaceae. Gene Ontology annotation, cellular component: nucleus. The coding region runs from base 1 to 3183 and encodes 1060 amino acids.